AAAAUCUGUAUUAUUGUUUUGCGGAUACCAAGACACGCACAAUAAAGCUAUAAUGCAUAAAGUGUUCGUUCUUUGUACUGUUCCACAUAAAGUCUGCUCAUGUGCAGAGAAAAGCCGAACCCCUCCCAUGCCACACGGGUGACUCAGAGCACAGUCUGCAGCAACUUUAUCUGUAGUGUGACAGCCCGAGUCCGGGACAAUGCACUCGUUGGGAAUAUCUGCUGAAACCAGAAGAAACAAAACCUGCUUUUAAAGGCACGAACAAUCUGGCUAAAAUGAAGCGUAUACAUGUCUUCUUGCUGAAUGGGCUUUACGGCAUUUAUGCAAUCUGCCUGAUAUCAGCCUUGGCUGCAAACCCGUGCAAGGUCACUCAAGAAAAAGCAGACUGCAGUCAUCACAAACUGUCUGUAAUACCUUCUGACCUUCCACACACAAUUAAAGUGCUAGAUCUUUCUCAUAACCAACUCAAAAAACUGCCAGCUGCCAAUCUCUCCAUAUAUAAUCAACUCGAACAACUUGAUGUUGGAUACAAUACCCUUCAUUUAUUUGAACCGGAAGUGUGUCAGAUCCUGCCUCUUCUUAAAAUUUUAAAUUUUCAACACAAUGAAUUUACUAAGAUUUCAGAAGAGUAUUUUGUUUCAUGCACAAAUCUGAAUGAACUCCAUUUGAACUACAAUGGGAUAACUGCUAUAAAUGGAAAUCCUUUUGAAAAACUAGAGAAUCUGACUGUUCUCAACAUGUCCCACAACAAACUAACAUCGACUUCAUUAGGAGACCGGCCUCAAUUGGCAAAUCUUAAGGAGCUUUUACUGUUUUCUAAUAAAAUUGCUGUGCUGAAGGAUGGAGAGCUUGAAUGUCUGCAUAACACAUCACUACAGAAGUUUGAUCUCUCAUCGAAUCCAAUAAGAGAAGUGAAUCCAAACUUUUUUCGUGUGCUAAGAAAUCUUCAGGCCCUUAUAAUGGUGGAUAUGCAGCUGGGCCCUAAACUUGUUGAGCUAGUUUGUUCACAAUUAGGAGGCACCGGAAUCCAGAUGCUGUUAUUAAUUAAUGUACAACUGUCAAAAGUACAUAAUACAACAUUUAGUGGAUUAUCAGACACAAAUCUGACAUAUUUGGACAUCUCUAAAAACAGCAUGUCCCAGAUAGAUAAAGACGCAUUUGUCCACCUCCCUCAUUUAGAGAUUUUAAAUUUGGAAAGUAACCAAGUUACGGUUUUAAAUCAAUACACUUUUCAUGGUUUGUCGGGAUUGAAGACUUUGAAUUUAAAAAACACUUUGAAAGAAUCAAAAAUUGAUGACCUGUCCUUUCAGUGGUUAAAGAACCUUGAAUACCUCAAUAUAGAAGGCAACAAAAAUUUGAUCUUUACAGAAAAUACUUUUACGGGGCUCACAAGUCUGAAGAAUUUGAGCAUGGUAAGGUGCUCCAUAAAUUUGGAGAUUGUUACAAAUAAAACAUUUAUAUCCCUUUCAAAGUCUCCUUUGCUGGAAUUAAAUAUCUCGGAUGCUGGGAUUGCAAAAUUAGAAUAUGGAGCAUUUUCUGGUCUAAGACAUCUUCAAGUCCUUGAUUUGGGUUUUAACAGAAUCGACCAGGAACUUACUGGAGAUGAAUUUUUAGGUCUCUUCCAAAUCAUACUGAUAUACUUAUCUUACAACAAUCACAUAACACUGACACGUAAUUCCUUUAGUUCAAUUCCAAGUCUUAAGAAGUUAAACCUCAGAAAAACUAAACUUACAUUUAGAGAUCUCAAACCAUCUCCUUUUAAAGGCCUACAAAAUCUAACCCAAUUGGAUCUGGGCAACAACAAUAUUGCAAACAUAGAGGAAAACCAAUUCAAAGAUCUUUCCAGUCUCAGAAUUCUCAAUCUACAGCACAACAACCUGGCUCGAUUAUGGAAAAACGCUAACCCAGGAGGCCCAGUUUUGUUUCUAAAAGGAUUACAUAAUUUAGAAAUACUCGACCUGUUAUCUAAUGGCUUUGAUGAAAUACCUCCAUCAGCUUUUCAAGGACUGUCAAACUUAAGGAUAUUGAACUUGGGAGAAAACAAUGUAUAUAUUCUUCCCAAAUCUUUAUUUGAUGAUCAAAUAUCUAUUUAUCAGUUAGAUUUGCAUAAAAAUCUCAUAACAUCAGUUGAAAGACAAAUGUAUGAAAUAGUUUUCAGUAGCAUUAAAAUAUUAGACAUGAGUGGAAAUCCUUUUGAUUGUACUUGUGAAAGCAUAGCUUGGUUUGUAAAUUGGAUUAAUACAACUAAUGCUACUAUACCAGGCUUGGAAACUCAAUAUAUAUGUAAUACACCACGCAAAUAUCAUGGAAUUUCUGUUGAACUCUUUGACAACUCGCCCUGUAAGGAUACAGGACCUUUAAAAAUGUGUUUUAUAUUCACAUUCACGUUGACAGUCUCUUUUAUACUUAUAGUUUUUGUGAUAAAUUUCCAAGGGUGGAGAAUACAAUUUUAUUGGAAUGUUUCCAUGAAUAGAAUUCUUGGCUUUAAAGAAAUUGAUCGAAAAAGAGAGAACUUUCGUUAUGAUGCUUAUAUAAUUCAUGCCAAAAAGGAUAUGCCAUGGGUUGACAACAAUUUGAUACCACUUGAAGAGGACAAAGUCUUUCCCUUUCAGUUCUGCUUUGAGGAAAGAGAUUUUGAAGGUGGAAAAUCACAACUUACAGAGAUUGUCAACAGUAUAAGAAAAAGUAGAAAAAUCAUAUUUGUGAUAACGGAGUACUUCCUGGAUGAUCCUUGGUGCAGGAGGUUCAAGAUUCAACAUGCUUUUCAGCAAGUCAUCGAACAAAGCCGUGACUCCAUAAUACUUAUCUUCAUUGAUGACAUUCCGGAUUACAAACUGAAUAACAGCAUACAGCUUAGAAAAGGGAUGUUUAAGUCUCGUUGCAUCUUGAAUUGGCCAGCUCAAAAAGAACGGGCCAGCGCAUUCCGUGAAAAGCUAAAAAUUGCCCUAGGAUCAAGCAACCUUGUUAAAUAAUUCACAUUUAGAGAAAUGGUGGUUACUAUGCCUUAACAGAUUUUAGGUUUGUAAAAAAUAAAUGUAUUUUAACAGAAAGCUAUGUAAGGUAUGGAACAAUUACUGUAAAUUGCCAGAAAGCUAGGAAAAUGACUUAUGCCCUCAGGAAUUUAGUGAAUUAGUUAUCAAUGUAUUAGCCAAAAUAUACAGCUACCAUCGUUUAACGUUCUACUUUUAAGUUUUUUACAUUUGUAUACUAUAUUUAUUUGAGGUAGACUUUUACAUUUGGUUUCAAAUUAAUUGCAAUUUGUCUGAAUUUUGGGAGAUCAAAGGGCCAUCCAAACUCCAUAACUCUGGAAUGCCAUACGACAUAUUACGAAACAAUAUAAACAAACAUUCGACUAACAGUUUAAUUGGUGUCAUCAUUUGGAGUUCCAUUAGUGGUGUCAAAAAAAAGACAUGAUUUAUGGGAAAAUAGAUGACCGAUGGUUAGAAGAGAACCACUAAAUGUUUUGGUUUUUUUCGUUUUUCACAGAUGAAGUGAGAAAUGACUAACACAUCUUCAUUUAUAUAUUUAGAAAGUAUAUAAUCUAUAAAUAUGGAUUUUUUUGUGCUCUCCAUUUUUCUCUACUGGUUACAUUUUCUCACUUGAUCUGUGAACCAAAAUGUGGUACAGUGUUAAACAAUAUAAACAAUCUCCAAUAGGAGAAACUGUGCCCAAUAUUAAGCGAUUCAGGUGACUAACAUUAAAACAGCAGCUCUAAAGUUAUAAGUGACGCUGGAAUUAUGCCUAAAACAAAUUGGUUAAAGAAUGUUUAUGAUUUGUUUAUGAUCAGUGCAAUUUACAAUAAUGGAGAGUGUUUACGUUUAAUUUAAGACGCACAAGGUUUUUCAGUAAAGUGAGAAUUCAAGGUAAAUUAAAAAUUUAAGGUAAAAUUAGCUGAAUGGAAAAAUUCUCUAAAUCUGCUAUAUUUUCAGUUAAGCUUCUCUGGCUUUAGAUUUGAAAUUCACACUGAAUUAUCUCUUGAGUGAAUAACCCUGACAAUGUAACUAUUGAUGCUGAAAAGUUAAAAGCUGUAUUUUUUUUAUAUUUUUUUUGGUUUUCUUAAAUUAAACAAAAAUGUUGUACACUUUUAAAGUAUGGUGAGAGGAAUGUAUCUAUGCCCUUCGAAUAAGUUAUGUCAUCACAUUCAGGGAAAAGUUGAAUACUGAAGGAGAUACAGAUUGUGGUUUGUAAUGCCACUUUAUUGAAUGUUUUAGUAAUUUUAGACAAGUUUAAUUGUG
Messenger RNA from Pelobates fuscus (common spadefoot toad), 4235 nucleotides. RefSeq names its product toll like receptor 3 (gene TLR3). Gene Ontology annotation, cellular component: plasma membrane. The transcript is spliced from 5 exons. The record is from RefSeq and is a predicted model, not a curated record. Gene Ontology annotation, molecular function: protein binding; transmembrane signaling receptor activity. Gene Ontology annotation, biological process: inflammatory response; toll-like receptor signaling pathway; immune response. NCBI's taxonomy places the organism in Eukaryota, Metazoa, Chordata, Amphibia, Anura, Pelobatidae. The coding region runs from base 276 to 2972 and encodes 898 amino acids.